CGCGGGCAUGGCCGCUCUCAGGAUCCUCUCUGGUCGCGGGGCGACUUCUUGGAGCUGUCAAUGGACACAUGUGUCGGUUCUCACUGAUGUUUCUCGCUCCAGUUGCGAUGGCAAUUGACGACAAGUAAUUUUUCGCUAAAAAAAAAAAAACGGGGCAUUCCACUCCUGCAUUUUGUGUGUGCACGAGAAAGAUGUACGACAUAUGCCAUCCCAGCUAUUAUCAUCUGUGCAAACUCGGCUGUAAUGACCCGAUAAAAACGAGCACCGCCUUUUAUGUCUACAUUGAGAUAUGCGAAGUGAAGCGAUACUGGGACGUCGACUACAAGUACAAUGAGGAGCUCGACGUGAUCUAUUUUGAGGUGAAGAAAAAGGAGAAUUCUCGGUUGGAGAUCUACGUGCCUUGGCCAACCAAGUAUAGCCUCUGCUUGGACAAGAUUGAGAAGAUGCAACAGUUAUUGCAAAAUAAACGAUUGACAUUCGUAUUUAAAUCUGAAGAUAGCAGCAGUGUCUUUUAUACAGUAACCGCUGGCCUCUCGAAACCAGCGGCACCAGAAGCGAGUAAACAACGAAAGGAAAAAGCGGAAAAGAUUCUGAACUUGGAAAGUGAAAUCCGGAGGAAUACACCAAACUUAUAUGAAUUAGCGAAGACUUUAGGUCCUACUCACGAAACUAGCCAAGAACCUUCGAAUCUUGAUUCCAGUUUGGAGAUAUUAUGAUACUUUUCUUCUACUUAAUAUAUAAUUUUGAUCUAAUAUAUGUCUGCUGUCUAUAUAUUGGUAUUUAUCUUUUUUUGUUACACACCUUACAGCUUAUGUAUCAAAACAUAUAACGGUUAAACAUGUAAAAGUAAUGUCGCGUUGGAAAUAAACCUCCCCCCCAAUAUAUUGUAA
Molecule: messenger RNA, 890 nt
Organism: Wasmannia auropunctata (little fire ant)
Lineage: Eukaryota; Metazoa; Arthropoda; Insecta; Hymenoptera; Formicidae
Product: tRNA-splicing endonuclease subunit Sen15-like
Exons: 4
Coding region: 192-716 (174 amino acids)
Biological process (GO): tRNA splicing, via endonucleolytic cleavage and ligation
Molecular function (GO): nucleic acid binding
Source: RefSeq, a predicted model, not a curated record